Acanthocheilonema viteae is the source of this 444-nucleotide messenger RNA. NCBI's taxonomy places the organism in Eukaryota, Metazoa, Nematoda, Chromadorea, Rhabditida, Onchocercidae. The record is from the annotation of a GenBank genome assembly.
AUGAGCGAUUAUUCUCAUUCAUCAUAUAACCGGACGGCAACCAACAACACAACUCCCCAAUCAUCACAUAAACAUAAUAUUCCACCGUCAAACCCAGCAUCUCAACAACAACAAAAUACUCGUCCUCCGUACAGCAAUCCUUUAAUGAACUCGAUCUCUUCCGAUAUGUAUGGGUCGUCGAAUUCGCAAAUUCCGUAUCAUCAGCAGACAUCGAUGAAUUCUCAUCAUAAUAGUACUUUCCAGCUUAAUCCGAAUGCGCCACCUUUUCAUCCUACCUAUUCGUAUCAUCUCAAUGACAUUCCAUCCUAUGUCAAUGCUCCAAUGUACGAUGGGUAUUGUCCAACUAAUGCUUAUGAUUAUCAGAAUACUUUUGAUAUAAAUUUGAUUCUUGAAACUGGAUUGGUUUCAUUUGCAAAAUCAUGGUUUCUCAAUACUUUGAUAUAG